AUGUCUAUCCCGAUAUGUCCGCACACCAAACUGCUGAAUAUUCUGAAGUUAUCAGCCAAUGACGAAAAGCAAUUAACAGAAAAUUCAAUUAAAGCAAUUGUUUCAAUUCACAGCGGACCAGGCAUUCACAAUUUUUCUGAUAAAUAUGCAGUUCUUCAUUUAACUUUGGACGAUUCGACUGAAGAAAAUGUUACUAAACACUUUUCUACUGUUAAUUCUUUUGUUCAUGAAUUUCGAUUAAGAAAAGAAAAUGUCCUAAUUCACUGUCUAGUUGGUGUUAGCCGAAGUGUUUGUUUUUGUAUUGCUUAUUUAAUGACUGUUACAAAUUUAAAUUAUUCUAAUGCAAUGAUGUUUAUUAAAAAGAAGCGAUUAUGUGCAAAUCCAAAUUAUGGGUUUAGAAAGCAAUUGGGAAAAUUUGGAGAAAAGGUUUUCUUUUUAAGUUUUUUUUUAAUUUUUUUCUUAAAUGUCAAUCAAAAUUAAUGGUAAUUUUUGAGACUCUAAUUUAAAUUUCCUUUUAAAAAUUUUACCUCCCCCAAUCUUCAGAAAUUAAAAAAGAGUCGUGGGCAGUGCUUGGACGCUCGUACCAAAAUUCUUACUCGUACUUGGUACUUGAUACGAGGUACGAGCAAAAAAUGGGGGUGGUGCGAGUACGAGAAAAUUUAAAGUUUCCAAGCACUGGUCGUGGGAGGAAAUCUUUUAUGUACUUCUAUAAUCUAAUUUAAUUGUUUCUUUGGGUGUCAAAUCUCCUCCCUCCCUAUUACUAGAGAGUGCUAGCAUGGUUAGCUCUUUUUUCUGGAAUUUGAGUCCAAUAUUUUUAAUCUUUGUUUUAUAAAAAUUGGACUCAAUUUCUUCCAGAAAAAGUGUCCAAGUUCCAUACAAAAUAAGUGUCGCUAGCCACAGAUUUUUUAUUUUUUCUAUAAACGUCACGGGUGCAAAAUAGGGUUGUACCCCGAACGUUCGGGGGCGGGUAUGUCGG
This is a messenger RNA of Meloidogyne enterolobii, 976 nucleotides long. NCBI's taxonomy places the organism in Eukaryota, Metazoa, Nematoda, Chromadorea, Rhabditida, Meloidogynidae. The record is from the annotation of a GenBank genome assembly.